AUGCAGGCACUCCCGUCACCACCGGCCAGCUUCUUGGGCAAGAAGAACAAGAUCCUGCAGCAGCUGGCAGUCCCUGAUUCUGAGUACGCAGAUGCGUCUCCGAAGGGGUCUGUUGACGUUGGGAUUCGCGAUCUGAUCGCAGAAAUCAACGACUUUGAGGGCCUGGUAACAACGAGCAGCUGUGCAGGGAGAGUGAGUGUUUUCCUCGAGGGGAGAAAGCAUUCUGAAACUGGCGACGAUGAGCGCCUAGCCCAAACAACAACAGCCGGAGUGGGAGGGAAAGGAGGUGGAGGAGCGUGGCUGUUUGUUUCCCAUGAUCCAGUGACAAAGGGUGAUGAAACCUGGAUGGACUCCCUAUUGUGCUCGGAAGAGGCUCAAAAAGAAGUAGCUGAGUUUCAAGGAGAGAGACGUUUAAUCCAUUUUAAAUUCGAGCCCAUGAUUCUUCACGUUCUUUCGGCAUCUGCCGCCCACGCUCAACUUAUCCUACGCUGUGCUUUACAAGCUGGAUUUCGAGAGUCAGGCGCUGUGAGCCUGACUCCAUCAGCAACUGAACAGCAACCGACCCCAGUGGUUGCGAUCCGGUCAAUGGGACUAAGCUUUGAGUCGCUAAUUGGAUAUCAAAUCGGCGACCGAAGAGCAAGCCUGGUAUCACCUGACUACCUUCGGAUCCUGAUGUCCAUCGCCACAGAAAGAUUUGCAGAGAACACUAAGCGGAUCGAGAGAUUUCUUUCUGCUUUCCGAGACGCAAUAUCCACUCCAUUCUCUGUGAGAAGAAAUCCAGAUGGUCAGGAGUGGGAGGAUGCAGCUGAAAGGCGGGAAAGAAAGCGGGCAGAGGGUCUAAGAAGAAAGGCAGAGCUUCAAGCCGAAAAAGCCAAACAGGACCCAACACCCAACGAGCCUGAUGAAGCAAACGUAGAUCAAACGUCAAGUUUCCUCCCUGGCUCAUAA
Molecule: messenger RNA, 948 nt
Organism: Clonostachys solani
Lineage: Eukaryota; Fungi; Ascomycota; Sordariomycetes; Hypocreales; Bionectriaceae
Source: the annotation of a GenBank genome assembly